CUACCCAAGCCCCGCCCCCUUUCAGAUCUCAUUGAUUUUUCGAAAAGCUGAUCAGAAAUCAGCUGGCAUGCUCUUUAUUUACAGUUCUCCGAGAGAGGAGGCUCCGCUCACAAACCGACUCAAAGUCAGAAAGCUGGCGGCUCUUUAGCGGUUUGUAAUUUGUUAUCACGGGACGUACUUCCGGUUAAAAUAAGGGGGCCGAAAAGUAAACAGUAAUCGAGGCUGUAGCUGUGUGAAAUGUGCAGAUUUUGUUGGUCGGCAAACAUAUUUUACGGUCGUACUGUUUACAGAACUACUUGACAAAAUAAAGGAAAAGACASACCACAAGACAAGAUGGAUAUAGUGUGUUUCCGGUUACCAGGACACGGGGACAUGACCCUGAAGCACAUGAACUUGCUCAGGUCUCGCCAGCAUUUCUGUGACAUYACCAUCGUGGCCAGCAACAACCAGACGUUCAAAGGACAUAAGGUGGUUCUAGCCGCCUGCUCGCCCUUCCUACGGGAUCAGUUCCUCCUCAACCCGUCGCCCAGGCUUCAGGUCUCGAUGCUGUAUAGCUCGUCGGUGGUGUGCGACUUGCUUCAGUCGUGCUACACUGGCUUCCUGCAAUUCAAUCCGGAGGAAAUUGUCAGCUACCUGACUGCUGCUAGCUACUUUCAGAUGGAGCACAUUGUGGAGCGGUGCAGGGGAGCGCUGGAGAAAUACGUUCAGCUGAAGAACCCCGGUGCACUGAAGGCGACAGAAGAGGAAAGCCAGACGCAGCCAGUUAUAAUCAGCGCCAGUGUUCACGAUGAUUCACCUCCCCCCUCUCGACCCUCCCCCGUGCAACAGCACAGCCCCGCCGUGCACUCAGUGGAGGAGAACAGCGAAACAUCUGCUCAAGGCAGCACUCGGCAUGACCACAGCCCUGCUCUGGACGAGCCUUGUGUUAGGGUGAACGUAUCAGACGAGGAGGAGGAGGUGAAGCCCGACUAUAAUCUGUUCAGAAUGUACAUGUCUGAGGAAGAGCAGGCGACCAGAGAGCGCGAGGAGAGAGCUUCUAACGACGUCCCUCAGGAUCUCUGUCUUACAGAGACACAAGUCGGUAUUGCCGGAGAUGGCAGCGAAUAUGACUUGAAUUCAGCGGGGGAGCUCACCUUUGGGGGGCUCACGUUGGAAGGCCUGCAGGCGAUCAGGCGCAGGCUGUCCGACCCUAAAGUUGGGCGUGGCAGGGGGCGGGGAAAGGGGAGGGGCUUCAAAAAGAAACGCUGGGCGUCCUCUCAGGAGAAGCGACCUCUCAGUAUAGCUCACCGGCAGGACUUGUGGUUUCUCACAGCGGGUGGGCUGGGAGGGGGUUUGGGUUUGGACUACAGCCAGGAGGAGCUGAAAGCAGCAGCAGCAGGAAGUUACCUCUCAGCUGAGAUCCCCAGGUUAGACUUCAGCCUGGGCAGCAGUCAUGGAGACAGACCCAUCAUUUCACCCAACAGUUUGAACCAGUUUUCCGUGGAGGAGUCAGACGCCGGCGAGGGGAGUUCAGGUUUGACCGUGGGGGCGAAUGAGGGAGGGGACGAGUCCGUCGCCGUGGUGGGAUCCACUUCCAGCGUGGCCGGCCCCGUGAUCUGCGAACACUGCGGCCUGACGUUCCCUUCGGCCCACUCCCUGGCCGUCCACUCCCGCUCCACCCACCUGCUGUACGUCUGCCCCUGCUGCGGCAAACACUUCCACCACGCCACCAACCUCACCCGGCACAUGGCCGUGCACCGGGGGGGCAGCAAGGCCCACCAGUGCCCCCUCUGCUACAAGACGUUCACGCAGAAGUCCACGCUCAUCGACCACAUGAACCUCCACAGCGGCGAGCGGCCGCACCACUGCGCCUACUGCCACGCCCGCUUCGCCCACAAGCCCGCCUUGCGGCGCCACCUGAAGGAGCAGCACGGCAAAACCACGGGCCAGAACUCGCUGCACGAGCAGGAGGAGCGGGAGAGAGCGAUCGGCGCUGCCGKAGGAGCGCAGGAGGACGAUCAGGAAUGUCUGGUGGCCGACCAGGUGUCGUAGGUCGAAACGGAGACGUAAACAUCUGACCUGCAGCUGGAGGGAAACCGACKCUGACAUGAAGGACGUGCAGAGUCAUUUAAAUCCUUUGAAUUUUACUGCCAGGAAAUCUUCCAUCCCUGUAGAACUUAUGCCUUAAUUUGCAGCAUAAAUAAUAUAUUGUUUUAUUUUCGGGGGGCUGGGUGAAGUUAGAAAAAUAAAUUCCCUGAGCGUGUUUAAUUUGUGCGCUGAUGGGGAAACGCYGACACCAAAGCAGAAAAGUCUUAAUUCUUCAUUCGUUUUAAAAAAAGUAUUUUUAAGCCUCUUUUGUUUCUGAAACUGUGAACCGUUUUUAACACGUCUCAUCACAAGUCCCAAAACCUGUAAACAAGUAAAUAAGCUGACAAUUUUUUUUUGUGUGUGUGUGUGUGUGUAUUGUAAUGUGUAACGAUUCUCCUGUCACUGUGCUGAAAACUAACCUGCUGCACAAAAACUGAUUUUAAAAAGUGUAAAAUAUGUAAAUAGGAGUUUGGUAUGAAGAGGUAAUAAACAUUCAAAACAAUGUUUACAUCGCUGCUCCUUAAAUGCUGUUAAUAAAAGUACAUAAAAUCUG
This is a messenger RNA of Austrofundulus limnaeus, 2620 nucleotides long. Its product is annotated as zinc finger and BTB domain-containing protein 12. Bases 334 to 2031 code for a protein of 565 amino acids. The transcript is spliced from 5 exons. Gene Ontology annotation, biological process: regulation of transcription by RNA polymerase II. Gene Ontology annotation, molecular function: DNA-binding transcription factor activity, RNA polymerase II-specific; protein binding; RNA polymerase II cis-regulatory region sequence-specific DNA binding. The record is from RefSeq and is a predicted model, not a curated record. NCBI's taxonomy places the organism in Eukaryota, Metazoa, Chordata, Actinopteri, Cyprinodontiformes, Rivulidae.